AUGCCUUUUCCGAAUGGCACUUCAGGGAUCACUGGGGACACUGUAUGCGGAAAGCAUGGAAAGGCCAUAGCUAAAGAGUGUCUGAGCCCUGAUGUUGAUGAUGUUUGCCGUAUUUUGUCCCAUGUGGCAUGGGGACCUGACAUAGAAAAUAUCUUAUCUGCGAAGCGGUAUGAUUUUCAACCGAAGUUUGUCAAUGAUGUCUUGAGGAAUCUAAAGGAUUUGCAUCUGGCAAUCAAUUUUUUUUGGUGGGUAGAGAGGAAAACAGGCAAAGCACACACCCCGGAAGUGUAUAAUUCACUUCUUAAGAUGAUGGCUCAUUGUAAAAACCUGGAGAAUUUGGAAAAUAUUUUAGAGGCAAUGAGCAUUGCUGGAUUUGGGCCACUGAAUGACACCUGCAUAGAGCUGGUUUCCAGCUUUACCAAGGCCGGGAUGGUGAAAGAGGGAGUGGGGGUGAUACAAUCUAUGAAAAAAUUUAAAUUCCGACCAGCAUUUUCAGCAUAUACAACUUUGAUUGGUGCCCUCGCUGAGACGCAGGAAGCUGAUCUAGCUCUUUCCAUGUUUCAUCAAAUGCAAGAAAUCGGAUAUGAGGUAAAUGUGCAAUUAUUUACCACCCUUAUCCGUGUCUUUGCUAGGAAAGGGCAAUUGGAUGCAGCUCUGUCCUUGUUGGAUGAGAUGAAGAGCAAUGCAUUUGAUGCGGAUAUUAUUCUUUAUAAUGUUUGCAUUGACUGUUUUGGCAAGGUGGGUAAGGUGGACAUGGCCUGGAAGUUCUUCCAUGAGAUGAAAGCACAAGGUCUUGUGCCUGAUGAUGUGUCGUACACUAGCAUGAUUAGUGUCCUAUGCAAAUCAAAUAGACUAAAGGAUGCGAUUGACUUGUUUGAGCAAAUGGAGAUUAACAAAAGAGUUCCAUGUGCGUACGCAUACAACACAAUGAUAAUGGGCUAUGGUUCAGCUGGCAGAUUUCACGAUGCCUACAACUUACUCGAGAGACUGAAAGAAAAGGGGUGCAUACCAAGCGUGGUUGCAUACAAUUCGAUCCUCACUUGCCUUGGGAAGAAAGGUAGAGAAGAUGAAGCAAUGCGUAUCUUUGAUGAUAUGAAGAAAGACGCAGAACCUAAUCUUUCCACGUAUAAUAUUCUCAUAGACAUGCUUUGCACAAAAGGAAAUCUAGAGUCCGUGUAUAAACUCUUGGGUACCAUGGAAGAUGCCGAUCUGUUUCCCAAUGUGCUGACAGUGAACAUAAUGAUUGACAGGCUAUGCAAGGCUCGAAAGCUUGAUGAAGCCUGUCGAAUUUUUGAAAACAUGAAGCAAAAGGGAUGUAGCCCCAAUUCUUUUACAUUUUGUUCUCUCAUAGAUGGCUUGGGUAAGAACGACCGGGUUGAUGAAGCAUAUGGCUUGUUUGAGAAGAUGUUGGAUUCAGGUAAUGCACCAAACGUGGUUGUUUAUACAUCCCUUAUUAGAAAUUUUUUUAGAUGCGGCAGGAAGGAAGAUGGUCAUAAGAUAUUCAAAGAAAUGGAUCGUAGGGGAUGCCAUCCCGAUCUCACUCUGCUCAAUACUUAUAUGGAUUGUGCGUUAAAGGCUGGGGAGAUUGAAAGGGGUCGUCGACUGUUUGAGGAUAUCAAGGUCCGUGGGUUCAUGCCAGAUGUAAGAAGUUAUUCUAUUUUGAUUCAUGGUCUAACAAAAGCUGGGCUUGCACGAGAAACUUAUGGAUUAUUUUAUGCCAUGAAGGAACAAGGAUGUGUACUUGACACUCUAGCCUACAAUACAGUUAUUGAUGGCUUCUGCAAGUCAGGUAAAGUGAACAAGGCGUAUCAGCUUCUGGAGGAAAUGAAGGUGCAAGGACACAGUCCAACUGUGGUUACCUAUGGAUGUGUGAUUGAUGGACUUGCUAAAAUUGAUCGUCUAGAUGAAGCGUACAUGUUAUUUGAAGAAGCUAAGUCAAAGGGGAUUGAACUGAAUGUUGUUGUAUAUAGCAGCCUUAUAGAUGGAUUUGGGAAAGUAGGGAGGAUAGACGAAGCAUAUCUUAUUAUGGAAGAGAUGAUGCAGAAGGGUCUGACGCCUAACAUAUACACAUGGAACUGCCUGAUUGACGCUCUAGUAAAGGCAAAGGAAAUCAGUGAAGCUCUUGUUUGCUUCCGGUCGAUGAAAGAUAUGAAGUGCCCUCCUAACGUUUAUACAUACAGUAUUUUAAUCAAUGGUCUCUGUCAAGUGCAGAAGUACAACAAGGCGUUUGUAUUUUGGCAAGAAAUGCAGAAGCAGGGUCUAAACCCUAGCGUGGUCUCAUAUACGACGAUGAUAGCAGGGCUUGCAAAGGUUGGGAACAUAACAGAGGCUAAUGGGCUUUUUGAAAAGUUCAAGGUAUCCGGUGGUGUUCCAGAUGCUGUGUGUUAUAACACUCUUAUAGAGGGCCUAAGCAACGCAAAUAGAGCAAUAGAUGGAUAUAGGAUUUUUGAGGAAGCUCGUUUAAGAGGAUGCCAGAUCACUGCAAAAGCUUGUGUUGUUCUCCUUGACUGCUUGCAUAAGGCUGAGUGUCUUGAGCAAGCUGGAAUCGUUGGUGCUGUCUUGAGGGAGAUGGCAAAGUCCCAGCAUGCUGCUAGGUCCCUCUAA
Messenger RNA from Spirodela intermedia, 2604 nucleotides. NCBI's taxonomy places the organism in Eukaryota, Viridiplantae, Streptophyta, Magnoliopsida, Alismatales, Araceae. The record is from the annotation of a GenBank genome assembly.